Molecule: messenger RNA, 1472 nt
Organism: Galeopterus variegatus (Sunda flying lemur)
Lineage: Eukaryota; Metazoa; Chordata; Mammalia; Dermoptera; Cynocephalidae
Gene: ACAT2
Product: acetyl-CoA acetyltransferase 2
Exons: 9
Coding region: 53-1246 (397 amino acids)
Biological process (GO): fatty acid beta-oxidation
Molecular function (GO): acetyl-CoA C-acetyltransferase activity
Source: RefSeq, a predicted model, not a curated record
CAGUCGUGGGCAGCUCUGUGCCGGCAGCAGCAGGGGGGGCGUCGUGGGCAGGAUGAGCGCAGGUUCGGACCCCGUGGUCAUCGUCGCCGCAGCGCGGACCGCCAUAGGCUCCUUCAGUGGUGCCUUAUCUACUGUUCCUGUCCAGGACCUGGGCUCAACUGUCAUUAAAGAAGUCCUGAAGAGGGCCACUGUGGCUCCAGAAGAGGUGUCCGAAGUCAUAUUUGGGCAUGUUUUGGCAGCAGGAUGUGGGCAGAAUCCUGUUCGGCAAGCCAGUGUGGGUGCAGGAAUUCCCUACUCAGUUCCAGCGUGGAGCUGCCAGAUGAUCUGUGGGUCAGGUCUGAAAGCCGUGUGCCUUGCAGCCCAGUCAAUAGGGAUAGGAGACUCCAGCAUUGUGGUUGCAGGAGGCAUGGAAAGUAUGAGCAAGGCUCCACACUUAGUUCACCUGAGAGCAGGAGUAAAGAUGGGUGAGGUGCAGCUGGCCGACAGUGUACUCUGUGAUGGUCUCACAGAUGCAUUUCACAACUAUCAUAUGGGCAUUACAGCUGAAAAUGUAGCCAAAAAAUGGCAAGUAAGUAGAGAAGAUCAGGACAAGCUUGCAGUUCUGUCCCAGAAUAGGACAGAGAGUGCACAGAAAGCCGGCCAUUUUGACAAAGAGAUUGUACCUGUUUUUGUGUCUUCUAGAAAAGGUCUUACUGAAGUUAAAACAGAUGAGUUUCCUCACCACGGGAGCAACAUAGAAGUCAUGUCCAAGCUAAAGCCUGCCUUUCUUAAGGAUGGAACGGGAACAGUCACCGCAGCUAAUGCUUCAGGAAUAAAUGAUGGUGCUGCAGCUGUGGUUCUUAUGAAGAAGUCAGAAGCUGAUAAUCGUGGGCUCACACCUCUAGCCCAGAUAGUUUCAUGGUCACAAGCAGGUGUGGAACCUUCCAUUAUGGGAAUAGGACCAAUUCCAGCAAUAAAGCAAGCUGUUGCAAAAGCAGGUUGGUCACUGAAGGAUGUUGAUAUAUUUGAAAUCAAUGAAGCCUUUGCAGCCCUCUCUGUUGCAAUAACUAAAGAACUUGGAUUAAACCCAGACAAGGUCAACAUUCAAGGUGGGGCUAUAGCCUUGGGCCACCCUCUUGGAGCAUCUGGCUGUCGAAUUCUUGUGACCCUGUUACACACACUAGAGAGAACAGGUGGUACUCGUGGUGUUGCAGCACUGUGCAUUGGGGGUGGGAUGGGAAUAGCAAUGUGUGUACAGAGAGGAUGAACUGCUAAACGAUCACGCUUAAUGGAAAUUCGAACCUUAUUUCUUUUUAAACUAACAAAGUACUAAGUUUAUAAUAUAUGAAAUCAGAGGACCAAAGUGAGUAUGGAAAUCAUCUCCUUCACAAGAAUCCAAGGUCAAUAGCUUGCUGUACUUUAAUGUGUAAUAUUCAAGGUCCAAGACAAUUGUAUUCAACAUUGUUAUAAAUAAAAGAGAAAUCAGUCAUCAA